GUGGCAGAUAUUGGAAGAGCAAAUGCUGUACAGCAACAACAGCAACAGCAACAUGAGGAAUUUGAGCGAAAACGAAGUAUGCAAUUUGAUAGGAAUGAUGCUGAUUUUCUUGCGCCAAAACGACUUAAAACACCUGCCAUUGAACAGAAGCGCAAGUCGAAUGUUUUGGCAACUGAAGUAGUUCAGGAGCAACAUGUUGAAGAAACGGAAGAUGGAGAGCUGGAGGAGUCAAAUUCCGCAAUGCUGGGGAACGAUCAGAUUCAUAUGAAGAAGAUGAUGACGAUGAUGGUGGUGAUAUUAGCUUUUUUGAUUCGUUAA
Molecule: messenger RNA, 318 nt
Organism: Gongylonema pulchrum
Lineage: Eukaryota; Metazoa; Nematoda; Chromadorea; Rhabditida; Gongylonematidae
Source: the annotation of a GenBank genome assembly